AACAUUGGGACUGGAGAACUAAAAGCAAAGGUAAGGACGCGUGGUUAGCCGUGACUUGCUUUUAUAAGUCUCCCCCUUCCCCGCUUCUCCCUCUCAUUUCUUGUCACCCGCCCCUCUCCUCUCCCCUCUCUCUCCCUUAUCUAUAUCGUUACCGCCACCACCCUCCUCCACAGCCGCCGCUGCCCAAUCUUCAAAACUCUAUUGUCACAAUCUUCAAAAGGCGAUAAAGAAGGAGGGACGACAUUAUUAAUGGCAAGCAACCAAUCAAACUGUGACGUGUCAUCGCAACAAGAACCAAACCAGCAAAGAAAGAAACGCAGAAAACUGACUCAUGAAACGACAGAGAGUCACCUUCAAAACGACGGCACUGGCGAGACCAAAAACCAGCCUACAGUGAGGUGGCGAACUGACACAGCGAGUCGGAUCUAUUCGUCGAAGCUUCUAGAGGCUCUGCGUCGAUCAUGCCGGAUAACUUCUCAUCGGGGUGAGAAGACUCGAGAAGUCCGGGAAACCGCUGACAGAGUCCUCGCGGUGGCCGCGCGAGGAAAAACACGGUGGAGCCGCGCGAUUCUAGCGAAACGCGCGCGGUUGUUGAGAGUGAAGAAGGUGAAGAAACAGAGGGUGGCUCGUGAUCGCAAGUCACCGGGGAGCGAGAAGAGGAGGAAGUUACCACCGGUGGAGAAGAAGGUAAAGGUUUUGAGCCGGUUAGUCCCUGGUUGCAGGAAAGUCUCGUUUGUGAAUCUUUUAGAGGAAGCGAGUGAUUAUAUUGCGGCUUUGGAGAUGCAAAUUAAGGUUAUGACCAAUCUUAGUGAAAUUCUCACCGUCGCUGGCGGCGGAGGAGGCGGUGGCGGCUCGUCAAGUUGAGAGCGAGGAGACAGAUAUACUAGAGAUUGUUAGUUAAGCCAGGUGUCCAUUAUAAUUAAUAUCUUUUUGCUCUUUGUUUUUCUUAAAUAUUUUAAAUUUGUGUUUUUUUUUCCUUCUAUUAAUAUUAAUUCAUGAUGUUAUUGUA
Populus trichocarpa (black cottonwood) is the source of this 1009-nucleotide messenger RNA. RefSeq names its product transcription factor bHLH149. The record is from RefSeq and is a predicted model, not a curated record. The transcript has 2 exons. NCBI's taxonomy places the organism in Eukaryota, Viridiplantae, Streptophyta, Magnoliopsida, Malpighiales, Salicaceae. Gene Ontology annotation, molecular function: protein dimerization activity. The coding region runs from base 250 to 864 and encodes 204 amino acids. Gene Ontology annotation, biological process: regulation of DNA-templated transcription.